GCAGGGAUCUCUGGUGGUGCCUGCGUGUGCUGAGGCUGGGACUGUCACUCAUUCUCUGAUCAGCUCCUGAAAGCAGCGAGAGGGAAGCCGCUGGACCAAUUAAUAUAUAUAGAGAGAGAUAUAUUUAAAAUAAAAAAAUCAUCAUCAUUGCAAAAAAAAAAAAAAGCCCACAUCGUUCUAGGAAUCUUUGGACCACCCCCCACCUUUUUUUCCCUGUUCCUUGAGUGUCUUCCCCUUCCUUCUCGACCCUCCCUCCCUAUUUUUUUUUUGCCUUUUUUUUUUGCACCUGAAUUUCUUGCCUUUCGAUCCGCUCAGCUCCUCGCGGGAAAGGAAAAAAAAACAAUAAUCUGUCCGUGCACGGAAAAACUUCCUCGCCCGCCGAAAGAGAGAGAGAGAGAGAGAGAUGACAGCCAUGCUUCGGAGCCGGGAGCUCCUCGGGACCCUCCUUUUCCUUGGGACCGCAGUCUCUCUCCAGGUAAACAUUGCUCCCAAUAAAGUAGAGGUGCCUGUUGGAGAGUCCAAGUUCUUCUUGUGUCAAGUGACCGGUGAUGCCAAAUCCAAAGAAAUCUUCUGGUUUGCUCCCAACGGCGAGAAGCUGACGACAAACCAGCAGCACAUCUCCGUGGUGCGGACGGAGGAUUCGUCCACUCUUACCAUCUACAACGUCAACAUAGAUGAUGCUGGCAUCUACAAGUGUGUCGUCUCCAGUGAGGAAGGAGAUGAGGAGGCCACGCUCAAUGUGAAAAUCUUCCAGAAGCUGACCUUCAAGAAUGCGCCCAGCCCCCAGGAGUUUAAAGAAGGAGAGGAUGCAGUCAUUGUGUGUGAUGUGGUCUCCUCCCUGCCUCCCACAAUUAUGUGGAAGCAUAUGGGAAGAGAUGUGGUCCUUAAAAAAGAUGUGCGAUUUGUUGUGCUGUCCAAUAACUACCUGCAGAUCAGAGGGAUAAAGAAAACCGAUGAGGGGAUGUACCGCUGCGAAGGCAGGAUCUUGGCCCGUGGAGAGGUGGACUUCAGAGAUAUCCGGGUCAUUGUCAAUGUGCCUCCUACUGUUCGCUCCAGGCAGAACACUGUGAAUGCGACAGCAAACCUCAGCCAGUCGGUCAAGUUGGUGUGUGAUGCUGAUGGCUUUCCGGAGCCCACCAUCAGCUGGACCAAGGAUGGGGAGUCAAUAGAAAGAGGGGAGGAUGAUGAAAAGUAUGGCUUCAGUUACGACGGUUCGGAACUGACAAUCUACAAGGUGGAGAAGAAUGAUGAGGCAGAGUAUGUCUGCAUUGCAGAGAACAAGGCUGGCGAGCAUGAUGCUACCGUACACCUCAAAGUCUUCGCAAAACCCAAAAUCACCUAUGUGGAGAACAAGACUGCAAUGGAGCUAGAAGACCAGAUUACCUUGACCUGCGAGGCCUCUGGGGACCCCAUUCCCUCCAUCACUUGGAGGACCUCCACCAGGAACAUCAGCAAUGAAGAGAAGGCUUCGUGGACCCGGCCCGAGAAACAAGAGACUCUGGAUGGGCGCAUUGUGGUGCGCAGCCAUGCACGGGUAUCUUCUCUGACGCUGAAAGACAUUCAGUACACGGAUGCUGGAGAGUACAUAUGCAUCGCUAGCAACACCAUAGGACAAGAUUCUCAAGCGAUGUAUCUGGAAGUUCAAUAUGCCCCAAAGUUGCUGGGCCCUGUUGCUGUUUACACAUGGGAAGGCAACCAGGUGAAUAUCACCUGCGAGGUGUUUGCUUACCCUAGUGCUGUCAUCUCCUGGUUCCGGGACGGGCAGCUAUUGCCAAGCUCCAACUACAGCAACAUCAGAAUCUACAACACACCGACUGCCAGUUACUUAGAGGUGACGCCAGACUCUGAAAAUGAUUUUGGGACUUACAACUGCACAGCUGUCAACCGAAUUGGCCAGCAGUCCUCAGAGUUCAUCCUUGUGCAAGCGGACACGCCAUCGGCGCCUUCCAUUGAGAGAGUGGAGCCCUACUCCAGCACAGCCCAAGUGGAAUUCGAUGAGCCCGAGGCCACCGGUGGGGUGCCCAUCCUCCGGUAUAAGGCGGAGUGGCGAGCCAUGGGGGAAGAGGACUGGCACAGCAGGCUGUACGACGCUGAGGAAGCCAAUUCGGAAGGUGUGUUCACGGUCAUGGGUUUGAAGCCAGAGACCAUCUACGCGAUCCGACUGUCCGCUGUCAACGGCAAAGGCGCUGGGGAGAUCAGCGCUCCCUCCGAGUUCAAGACACAGCCAGUUCGCACUCCGCCACCACCAACCCAGCAUCCCACUGAAUCUGAAAACACAGAGCCCACCCAAGGUGAGCCCAGUGCACCAAAGCUGGAAGGUCAGGUGGGAGAGGACGGCAACUCCAUCAAAGUGAACCUUAUCAAGCAAGAUGAUGGUGGCUCUCCCAUCCGGCAUUAUCUCAUCAAAUAUAAAAUUAAGCAUUCCUCUGAUUGGAAACCUGAGAUUCGACUCCCUUCCGGAAGCGACCAUGUCAUGCUCAAGUCUCUUGACUGGAAUGCUGAGUAUGAAGUCUACGUGAUUGCUGAAAACCAGCAAGGGAAAUCCAAGCCUGCACAGUACACUUUUAGGACCUCUGCACAGCCGACCAUCAUCCCAGCCAGCACAAGCCCUACCUCAGGACUGGGCACGGCCGCCAUUGUGGGCAUCCUCAUCAUCAUCUUCGUCCUCCUGCUGGUGGCUGUGGACGUCACCUGCUACUUCCUCAACAAGUGCGGCCUCUUGAUGUGCAUUGCCGUCAACCUGUGUGGCAAGUCCGGACCGGGGGCAAAGGGCAAGGACAUGGAAGAGGGCAAAGCUGCCUUCUCGAAAGAUGAAUCCAAAGAACCUAUUGUAGAAGUGCGAACGGAGGAAGAGCGCACCCCGAACCACGAUGGAGGCAAACACACAGAACCCAACGAGACUACGCCGCUAACGGAGCCAGAGAAAACCCCAGUAGAAGAAAAGCCUGCGGUUCAAGCCACGGACGCCAAGUCGGCCCCUGCAGAAGUCAAGACGGUGCCCAACGAAGCCACGCAAACAAAUGAAAAUGAGAGCAAAGCAUGAUGGGCCGCAGCGCCGAAGCAAAAACAAAACAAAAAUUAAAAAAAAAAUUGACAGAACAACUUCACCUGAGCAUUUAAAACACAACACACAUCUCAUCCCUCUGGUGUCUUUGCCUUUUUAAAAAAGAAAACAGACAAAAAUGCAUACAAAAUGGGGGAAAUGUGUUUUGGGUUUGGUUUGUUUGUUUGUUUGUUUCCUUUGUUUUGUUUUUGGUAGGUUUGUAGAAAGAAUUUUACUUUGUGUGCACUUGCUUUUAAGGAAAAGUAAAUACCCCCUUCCGUCCUUCAAAGAUAAACACAAAGUCCCCUUAGGAGGCCAAGAAUCCUUACAAAAUAUCCAUGCAGAGGUUCUCGUUUGUUUGCUUAUUUGUUUGUUUGUUUAAAAAAGAAAAACAUUCAUAGCCUGUUUAGGAGAUUCAGGGCAGAAUGAGGAAUUCAUCGCUUUAUCAGGUUCAGCAGACUGGUACAGCCAGUUAGAAAACAUUUAUUUUUCUAUUUUGCAGCCAAGUGGAGGGAGGCAGGGGAAAAUCCCCCGUAAACUCUCUGAAGUAAGUUAUCCAUCUCCCCCCCCCGGCCCCGCCAAACUCUGCUUUCUGUUCACUUUGGAUAUGUUUUGUACUGAAGUGUGUUUGUGCUUCCUCACUAAAUUGUGCUCCCCCUUUGCAGAAGCCCUGACAGUCUCUCACCAUCUCCUGUACGGAGCCCUUUGGAAUGAACAGGAAGUCUGCAAGGUCUGUUCAUUUCCACGGGGCUCGCUCGGGAGACAUUUUCCACAGAAUGUACCCCCUUUGGGUCUUUGUUUUAAUUCCUAUAUUUCAUUUUAGGAAUAACGCCCUUGGGCAGAUUUGGGAGUAUAAACUUUAAACUGCAGUAUUCCUUGUUUGUUCUGUUUUGUUUUGGGGUUUUUUUGCCAAGUUUUUUUUUAUUUUUCUUCCAGUGUUUACAGUUGACAAAAUGUUUUUUAAAAAUUUUGUUGUGUUUAAAUGUCUAUGUAAAAUAGCUGCCUUUUUUAAAGAGAGAGAGAGAGAGAGAGAAAGAGAGAGAGAGAUUGAGAGAGAAAGUAAAUACAGGCUAUAUAGAUGGUAGGUUGACCAGCAUGCUUGCUUUGUAAAGGGAGACAUUUUAAAAUAUGGAUGUUUACAAUAGGUGUUUCCCCUUUAUUUCCCUCGACCCUUUUAAUUAUUAUAAUUAUUUUUUUUCUUACUGGCGUAAGAAAAUCAAGUAAACUUUUAUCUUAAUCCACCCUUUAUUUUUACUUUAUUUUUUUUUGUUACAGGGGGCUAAAGUAAUGACCAAACAGUGCCCUUCAUGCUAGCCUCCUGUCACAUUGAACUUUAAGCACCUGAAUUGAGAGGCAAAGUUUUGAAAAAAACAAACAAAAACAGAAGCAUAGAUCCAGCGUGUGUGUUAAAAAAGCAUGACUUUUAAAUGGAAGACACUUAGGCAUUGUAUUGAACUCAUCCACUGACGUCCAUGGGGCUUAUCCUUGCAGGGCCUGGACCCACAUAGUUCAGUCUCACCAUCUGAUAUUUAACAGGCAGCAUCCCAACAGGGCAAGCCACGGGCUGGGUAGAAGCUGUGGCUUCUCUCUUUUUUGAUAGCAUACAUGCUUAUGGGUCAAUCAAUGCUGAAAGCAACAGCAUUCAUUGCUCAUUCAUAAAUCUGCACUGCUGGUGGGUUGAAGGAGGGUCCUUUAAGUGAAAAUUAUCCCCCCAUUAAGUAUACGUCAUAGUGCUAUGUUCAGUCAAUGGGCUUGGCCAGUUAAACUGUAAUAUUGCAGGAGAUCUGGGUAAAAAAAUGGUCUUGUAGAUUAUCUAAAAUGACCUCAGGACAUGGCAGACCUUUCCUCCUCCCUGGCACCUCUCAAGUUUAGAGCAGGAGCGGGGUUUGACUUCAGAAGCUUCCAUCACAGUCAACUUGGGAGCAUUUGUAAGUUGUAUGCAACCAUGCCAGUUUUCUCCUUGCCCCAAACCUCAAAUAGUGCUAGGUGGUUAUACUGUAAGAGGGAAAAGGUCAUCUGAAUUGGCAGUGACAGGGAACAUUUAAUAGUAUUCAGGACAUUGGGAAGAAAGUUCCUUCAAGGUUAACUGGAGCACAAUCCAAGUUUUGGGCUGAGCUACCGAAAUUGUGAAUCCAUCAUAAAGGAUAGGGAGGAACCCCUUCAGAAUACUUCCUCUCAGCCCUAUGGGACAAAAUUUGAUAUAUAUAUAUAUUUGAAAUAUAUAUAUUUUCUCACAGGCCAGGCUAUUGAAGUGGCAGGGCUCAAUGUCACCCAGGGCUGGCCUGUUAGAAUGGUCAGGUUCUCUGGACAGAAUCCCUCCCUAUAGUUCAGUAUGUCUGCAGCAUUGAUGGGCAUCCACCUUGACCGUUAAAGACUAGAACUCGAGUCUAUAGGAUGGCUGAAGCUUCAUUGCAUGAAGCCUUUGCCAAACGUCUGAAAUGUCACCGCCCUGGAUUGCUUGAUUCCCAUUCGUUUCCGGAAGACAUGCACAGCAGAGUCUCUUUCGAAUUGCGUCCAUGUGUUGGCUUGUCAAAAUCCAUGCGCUGAGAUCUACAACCUUGCUUAAAACGUUCCUUGGCUUACUGUGUUCAAGUCCUUCGGGGGACUGGAGUCUGUGCAGAGUUGUGUCUCUGUGUGCUGUUGAACAUUUUUGCCCUCUAGAGAAACCUUAACCACCUACUCUGUGAUGGUGCUAGGUCAGAGUCAGGACCGUGUACAGCCAAAAGGUUCUUGGCGUUGUCCCUUCUUCCUACUCCAGGAAUCGCUCCCUAAGCUCAGCCAAGGCAAAAGGGAGGGUGUACAGCGAAGGGCUGGUCUCAGAAGAUAAGUUUUUUUAAAAAAUACUCACUCUGCUUGUUUAAAAAAAUAUUACUGAAAGUAGUAUGUUUUUCUUUCCGCCUACAUAAUAUUUAAAAAGCAGUGAAGCUCACCACUUGGGGAUUUGGCAACUCACAUUAAUAUCAAUGACUCAAUUAUUUUUGCACAGUAAAGUUCAUUCAUGGAUCACAUGCCAAUUCCAAGGCCCAUGUGGCUCUGAUACGUUCCCUGAUCUGUGUCUGAGCGGAAGAUUCCCUUUGAUGGAAGUUCCUUGCAUGUGACGAGGUCUCACAUUCAAGAUCUUCCCAAGGUAUUGAAAAUUCAUCAAUGGUUUGGGAGAGAAGCAGAACCCCUUUCCUCCACCUAUCGGGAAAACUAUUAAAAAUCAGAUCAAAAACAAAAACUGGAAGGUUUUAUGUCAUCAGACCUUCCAAGCUGAUUUAUCCCUCCAUCCACACUCUGUUUAACACUACGCAACUGUUUUGUCCUGUUGAACAUCAUCAACCCACAACAACAUGUGUAUCACUGUCUGAGACUAGGUUACCCUCUUUUGUGCAAGAUAAAACCUAGCAUUUACAAAUUUAUUCCAUGGUCUUGUGCCCAAAGCUGUGACUUUGCUGUUUUUAAAAACUGUACAACUGGGAGUUUGGGGGUAUGUAGAGGUGGGGGAGACCAGCCCAUUGUAUAGAUUUUUAUUUUUAUUUUUAAAAUAAUAAUUUCAUUAGAACUGCAAGCUUGUGCACUGUGGGUGCGUGAAUAUCUUAGUGUGAAUUGUGUUUUUUGUCAUAGUAUCAAAAACAUUAAAAUCAGGAAAAAAAAGUCAUCAUAGUUUGGAUAUGGAAGGUGUAGUGGGAAUAGUUUUGGGUGAUCAAGAAGAAUCCAAAUGAUGAAACCUUGAUUUCAGGAUAUUUAAAGUGAAGGUAAUACAGCUGUUCUCAACCGAAGAGUAGCCUUUAAAUAAAUAUAAAACCUGCAAAAUUGAAUGCGAUAUAUAACAUUCCUUUGCGCUAAGGUAAUGGGGGGCCAAAGGAAGGGAGGAGGUUAACAGCGGGGGAGAUUGCGGUCUGGCCUAAGCAAAAUGGAGCCACACGUUUCGAUAUAAUAAUCCCAUAUACGCAGUCUUACAGUGUGGCAUCUCUCAGUUAUAUAAUUUUGAACUGUGAAAAAUAAGUCUUUUGUCAUUUUGCUAAAUGUUGGGCAGGGUGGGGCUCGCUUUUCUGUUGUUUUUGUUUUCUCUUCAGCUCCUGGGGGGUGGAAAUGGAGGCUAUAUUUAUAUCAACACACACACACACACAAGACCCCCUGUUCGCACAUGCAACACCCCUCCGUCUUUGUAGGGCAGCCGGGAGAGGGGAGUGUUGGAAUCAAUGGUAUGCCAUGAAUGGCCUUGGUUUAUGACUAUGUUGCAGAGGGAGAGACCAUGGCCCUUAAAGGAAUUGGUUUUCAGAAGGACGAAAAAUAUGGCCCCAGAGAAUUCUCACGUGGGUUUUUUUUCCCCUCCGGGGCAAAAAAUGUUUGAUCUGGAACUUAAGACAGUUGUCCUUCUUGGUCCUUAAGGAUGGCCACCCUGAAAAUGGGGACGCCUGUGCAAAAUCUGUAAAAAAUAUUGCCCUGAUCUGCAAAUACUUUACCCCAUUACAACUCCAACUUUUAAAUGAGAGCAACGCAGGUGAAAGAUUUUCUGAAAUGACUUCCUUACGGGGAGCUCAUUCAGCAAGGCUGGUUGAGGCUGCCCUUUUUUGAGGCGUAGCAAAAAAAAAAGUUGGAUGGAAACCCAGCUGAAAAACGGCUGCGAGUUCCGAGACAUUUUGAUGACAUUUUGGCCUCGUUAGACAAGAGCAACGUCUCAUGAUUCCUGGAGGAACCAAGACCUAGCCCACAAGGGUCGCCAUUUUGCCCCUUUGUCCUCACCCAUACAAGCAUCCUUCAGCUUAACUGCCAUAGUAAUUGGAGGCAGUGUGUGCUUCUUUUUAAGAGCGCUCUGGCGCCGGAGCGUUCCCUGGUGGCAUCUAUCGGAGCUCUUGUUGAACAGAAACGGGCGGCCACUGCGACUUCUCUGCAGAUUUAAACCCUUGGAGCAGGCUGCCUACACCGCCGGCAGAGAAGGAGGCUUUUGAGAAUGUUUUCGUUUUUGUUUUUAUAUAUAUAUAUAUAAAAAAUCAAAACAUCCUGUUUUGCAAUUUUUUAAAAAACCGAGUCUUUGCAUUAGUUUUAUUUUUAUAUGUGUAUAUUUUAUUUUUCAAGCAGACACAAACUUUUGAAGAGGGACCAACAAUACACUGUUUACAAUGCAUAUAUUUAUAUAUGUAUGUGUCAUACAUAUAUAUCUAUCUAGCCGCCCAGCUUCUCAUAGUACAGUAAACAUGUAUUUCAUGCAAUGUAUUAGAAAAAUAGCACAUUCUCUUGCUUGACUUUUUUUUCCUCCUUGGGAUUUUUUUUAAACCGUGUGUGUUUUAUUUCCCUCCCGACUCCUUCUGUGGAUGUUUUUCAGGCCCCUGGAGUUCACUUUAGGCAAUGGGGUGAUAGUGGUUCUCAGUCCUCCA
Molecule: messenger RNA, 8403 nt
Organism: Pogona vitticeps (central bearded dragon)
Lineage: Eukaryota; Metazoa; Chordata; Lepidosauria; Squamata; Agamidae
Source: RefSeq, a predicted model, not a curated record